AAAAAUACUAAUAAACAAGACAGCAAAAAUUUGUGUAUAAAUACCCAAAGCAAUUUUGCAAUUAGACACAGUUUAACAAGUUUAUUCUACAAAGCUUAAUUAACCAAACAAAAAAUGUAUAAAUUCAUCCUUAUUGCUGCCUUUGUUGCCUAUGUUGGCGCUGCUGCCAUCUCCAGCGACGAUGAUGUUCAUGCCGAAGUCACCAAUCUAAAAUCAGAUGUCAGAGCUGAUGGUUUUGAAACAGCUUUAGAUACCAGCAAUCAUAUCCAUCAAGCCGCUUCCGGUGAUGAACAUGGCAAUAUUCAUGGUGAUUUCGAAUGGGUUUCUCCCGAAGGUGAACACAUUAAGGUUUCGUAUGUGGCCGAUGAGCAUGGUUACCAACCCGUUGGUGAUGUUGUACCCACACCUCAUCCCAUUCCCGAGGCUAUCUUGAAGUCUAUUGCUUACAAUGCAGCUCAUCCCCAAAAGGAAGAAAUUCAUCAUUAAUAAAGAUGAAUAUUAAAUAACAUUUUUGCUUCAAACUGCCAAUAAAUUGCACAUAAAAUAA
This is a messenger RNA of Calliphora vicina (urban bluebottle blowfly), 547 nucleotides long. Its product is annotated as larval cuticle protein 2-like. NCBI's taxonomy places the organism in Eukaryota, Metazoa, Arthropoda, Insecta, Diptera, Calliphoridae. Bases 115 to 486 code for a protein of 123 amino acids. Gene Ontology annotation, cellular component: chitin-based extracellular matrix. The record is from RefSeq and is a predicted model, not a curated record. Gene Ontology annotation, molecular function: structural constituent of chitin-based larval cuticle. The transcript is spliced from 2 exons.